This is a messenger RNA of Monomorium pharaonis (pharaoh ant), 2627 nucleotides long. Its product is annotated as CDK5RAP1-like protein. Bases 271 to 2031 code for a protein of 586 amino acids. Gene Ontology annotation, cellular component: mitochondrion; cytosol. Gene Ontology annotation, biological process: tRNA modification; negative regulation of cyclin-dependent protein serine/threonine kinase activity. Gene Ontology annotation, molecular function: 4 iron, 4 sulfur cluster binding; tRNA-2-methylthio-N(6)-dimethylallyladenosine(37) synthase activity. The record is from RefSeq and is a predicted model, not a curated record. Lineage: Eukaryota; Metazoa; Arthropoda; Insecta; Hymenoptera; Formicidae. The transcript has 9 exons.
AAUCUGCUGAGCUCUAGUGUUACGUUGUAUGUAUAUUUCAAGUACAGAAGGAACACCUCAAUUUACUCAUUUUUUGGUUAUAUAAUUUAUUUUACUGAAUCCAACAAAUAGAACAGAAUAGUAAAGAAUAAAAUUAUCGCAUAUCAGUUCCAAGAAGUUGAAGACAUCUAAAUUCAUCAUCUCAAAAAACCUUCAGCUUAAUUGUAAAUUGAAUUUAAUUGAACUGAAGAGAAAUAAACGUUUUAACAUCCGUCGACAUUAGGUUCCACCAUGUCGAGAGGAAUAUAUUACAGAAACUGUCUCAGAAAAUAUUUGCUACAACAGAAAUGUGCGAAUCUUCACCGACUGCGAAAUUGUCGCAUGAUCCAUGAAACGAUUCCUAUGCUUUCGCAUGUAUCCGUGUUUAAUGCAAAUGUAACUGAACAAACUGCUAUAAAUCAGAAACCAACAAGGAAUAUUAGAGAUGGACCAUCCUUAAAGGACUUCUUGAGUUCAUCUAUUAUCAAUAUUCCCAGUGAAGAACCGGUUCCUUAUAUUCAGAGCAUUCGUAGUGACAAUCAAAAAGUAUAUUUUGAGAUUUAUGGUUGUCAAAUGAACGUGAAUGAUGCUGAUAUAAUAUGGUCGAUAUUGAAAUCACAUGGCUACCAGCAUACACAAUGUCUGGACGAUGCAGAUAUUGUGUUGCUUGUCACCUGUUCCAUUAGGGACAGUGCUGAGCAGAAGGUAUGGAAUAAAUUGGAGAAUUUUAACGGCUUGAGAAACAAGAGAAGGAGGGUGAUUGGAAAGUCUAUGAAGAUUGGUCUCUUAGGAUGUAUGGCUGAACGCCUAAAAACUAAAAUAUUGGAUAGGGGAAAGCUUGUAGAUGUAAUAGCGGGUCCUGACAGUUAUAAGGAUUUGCCAAGGCUUCUGGCAGUAACGGAUGAUGAAACAGCUGUUAAUGUUGUAUUAUCAUUUGAUGAAACUUAUGCAGAUGUCACGCCAGUUAGACUUAAUCAGGAUUCUAUAGGAGCAUAUAUCUCUAUAAUGAGAGGUUGCGAUAACAUGUGCACUUACUGCAUUGUACCGUUUACAAGAGGGAGAGAGAGAUCCCGACCGAUCGCAAGCAUACUUGACGAAGUCCAGCAGUUGUCGGACCAAGGUGUAAAAGAUAUAACUUUACUUGGACAAAACGUGAAUAGUUAUAGAGAUUUAUCGAAAUCGGAAUUCGCUUUAUCAGCUAAUACAAAGACCCAGCUCGCCAAAGGUUUUAAAACGGUUUACAAGAAUAAGAAGGGCGGUUUGAGGUUUAGCGACCUUUUGGACAAAGUUUCCUUGAUUAAUCCGGAAAUAAGAAUAAGAUUUACAUCGCCUCAUCCCAAGGAUUUUCCUGAUGAGGUGUUGCAUUUGAUAGCCGAAAGACCGAAUAUCUGUAAGCAGAUUCACUUGCCUGCUCAAAGUGGCAAUUCUGUGAUUCUGGAGAGAAUGCGAAGAGGAUACACUAGAGAAGCGUAUUUAGAUUUGGUGAAUCAUAUACGGAAUCUUCUUCCACAUGUAUAUUUUUCCAGUGAUUUCAUCGCCGGGUUCUGCGGCGAGACAGAAGAGCAGUUUCAAGAUACAUUGUCGCUAAUAGAAGAAGUUAAAUACAAUAAUGCAUAUUUAUUUGCUUAUAGCAUGCGCGAGAAAACAACAGCACAUAGACGAUACAAGGAUGAUGUUGAAUCGCAUGUAAAGAUGGAUCGUAUGAAUCGUAUGAUUAAGUUAUAUAGAGAAGAGGUGGAAAAAUUGAAUAGAGCACAGAUAGGACAACAUCAACUUGUUCUCGUAGAAAGUACGAGUAAGAGAUCUGAUCAAAAAUUACAAAGUAGAAAUGAUGGAAAUGUGAGAGUUAUAUUACCAUCUGCGGCUAUCCCAAUUGCUCAACACUCCAUUACGACAAGGAGAAUACAAGCUGGUGAUUAUGUUGUCGUACGAAUUGACAACGCCAAUUCACAGUCUUUACAAGGAAUACCUUUAUAUCAUUCUUCAAUCACCGAACAUUUAUUAAACAAAUAACGACUAUUAUAUUAUUAUUAUUAUUUUAUGUAAUAAAGCUCCGGAGUUCCGGUGGCUCGGCAAAAAUUGAAAAGCGAUGAUAUGGUUUACGACUGAAUAAAAAUUGUUAACAUAAAUACUUAAAUAAUACACUAUUAUAUUCAUGAGCGAGCAAUCUACGUGCUCAGAAGAUAGAUAGAAACGUAAUUAGAAAAAUUCUUAAAAGGAAAAGCAAUAGAUGAUUUAUUAUUAUUAUUAACCACAUCAAUUGAAUGAGAUCCACACACUUGAAAACCUUUCUUCGCGUACAUGCUUUCAAUUUUUUUGUUUUAUCCGUUUCUUUUGACUCGUAUUUUUCUUCGUUAUAUCAUCGCGACAGUGAAUGCGGUGGGUACAUUAUUUCGGUGUGCAAUCUUGACGAGUGGAUGUCUUAACUUGCCACUCUACUUGAUUAUUCUUCGCGAGCAUUAACACUGAUUUUCGAAGUCAAAUUUAGAAACAGUAUACAAUUUAAUUAUUGAUUUUUUUUUAAACCUCACAAAUUAUGAAUUGAUCAUUUCUUGUGUACAAAUAUUUCCGUAAGAAAAAUAAAGAUUACUGUACCAGUCGCUGAAUAA